Molecule: messenger RNA, 2535 nt
Organism: Kalmanozyma brasiliensis GHG001
Lineage: Eukaryota; Fungi; Basidiomycota; Ustilaginomycetes; Ustilaginales
Product: Forkhead-associated (FHA) domain protein
Exons: 1
Coding region: 1-2535 (844 amino acids)
Cellular component (GO): cytoplasm
Molecular function (GO): protein binding
Source: RefSeq, a predicted model, not a curated record
AUGCAGUCCUUGAUGGGCGGAACUCCCAUGGCAAACGCUCCAUCCAACCUCGGCGUCUCUGCCGGUCCAUCCGCUCCCUCCACUGCUGCCAUCUCGAACGGCCUCAAGCCCGCCAACCCACCACUCUACAGCAGCGCAGAGGCCGCAGCCAAUGCGCAGGGACUCGUCUAUCCUGCUUUGCACUUGCAUCCACUCAACGACACCUUUGCUCCCAAGCAGAUCAGCCUCGCCCCGCCAGGUCCCAACAACCGCAUCAAGAUCGGACGACAGACCAACGCAAAGACCGUCCCUAACCCGACCAAUGGCUAUUUUGACAGCAAGGUGCUUUCGCGUAUGCACGCCGAGGUAUGGAGUCAGAACGGCAAGGUCUACAUCAAGGAUGUCAAAUCCUCCAACGGUACCUUCAUCAACGGCGAGCGUCUCUCGCCAGAGGCUCAAGAGUCGGACGUCUUCGAGUUGCACAGCGAAGACAUGGUCGAGUUUGGUAUCGACAUUGUUGGCGACGAUAACAAGACCAUCAUUCAUCACAAGGUCGCCUGCCGCGUAUACCUUGUGUUGACUGCGGAAGACGCUCUCAGCCUGCGUCACGACUUUGCCAGUCUGUAUCGCGGCGGGAUGCACGGCGGCCCUCUUGGCAGCAACGGAGUUGGCCCAGGUGCAGAAGGUGGACUUCGAAGGACCAAAGCCGGUUUCAGCUUUGAUCAUGUCCUCAGCAAGUUGCAGAGCGAGUUGCAGAGGAGCAAAGAGCAAUGGAACGACCUCGGCAGCCUUAACGCAACCAUGAACGACAUUCACGAGACGCUGGGCGGCGGCGCACCGCCUCUCUCUUCCGCGCCCUAUCCGCACCUCGUGCCUCCUCUUCCCGGCGCGGUCAACCCGCAACAGCAACAGGAGCAGCAAGAACAGCAGCGCGCAAAGGACGCCGAAACACAAGCAGCCACCGAAGCACACUCUGCCACCAUCUCGGCGCUUCAGGCACAGCUCUCAGAAACGCAGUCCUCAUUGGCCGCACACGUCGAAAAGAUCCGCAGUCUCGAAUCCGUCCUCUCCGAGCAAGACUCGAUCAAGCGCGAAGUCAGCACCAUCAAAAUGCAGAUGGAAGAGGCCAGACGCGAGAUGGAUGCCGUCGCCUCGGCGUCUGGCUCCUCCUUCUCUUCAAGGCACGGCCUGAACGGCUUCGGAACCAUCCGCGGCGGAUCUAACUUUGGCCGCUCGCUGGAACACGACGACUUUGACGAUGGUGCCAGCGUGGCCAGCGUGGAGACAAUCACCCAGAGCAAUGACGACGAAGAGUCUAGCACACACCACCAUAUUGGACCCCGCGCACCGCCCGACAUGCCCGCUCACCUCCUGUCGGAAGACGCUGCUGAUCUCGAAUCUUCACGUGCACCCCAGGUGACAUCAGCACACAAGUUGGGCGCAAGCGCGGCCGAGGCUGCGUUAGCAUCGACCAACGACGAGCGAGAUGUCGAGCUUCGCGCACAGAACGAAGCGCUUUCAGCACGUCUCGAUGAGCUGGCUGCACAGCUCGAACAGGCUUUGGCGCUCAGUCGCGGGCUGCAGGAUCAGCACGCCCAGGUCACCGAUACGGUCAAGACUCUGGAGCAGCGCGUCCACUCUCUGGAGCAGGAGGUCGAGCAAAAGGCGUCUCCGGCAGCCCCGACGGCUGGAUCGUCGGAAGAGACGACAGCCGCGCUGCUCAAAGGCAUUGAGGGGCGUUGGACCGAGUUCCGCAGCGACUUUGAGGAGAGCUGGCGCAAGGAGCGCGAAGGCAUGCAGACGGAGCGGGACGAGCUUCGACAGGUGGUGCAGGCUUGGGACGAGGCCAAUCGUCGAAUGGAAGACGAACUCAACAGAGAUGCCUCUGGCGAAUCGGAUGAGCACGGCCAAGACGGCGGAAGCGUCACAGCACGUUCUCCGCAACUCGAUGCCUCGCAGGAGCACGGUUCGGCGUCCAACAAUGUAGCUGGACCCUCCUCGUUGCUGGCCAGCUCGUCUGCACCAAGCAGUCGCUCAAAGCGGGGCAAUGGCCGUCGCAACAAGCGCCACGUCAACAGCGCGCUGCGCUCCUUGCUCUACGGCAGCUCUUCUGCAGGACUCUUGCAUGAGGCAGACGCAAGGGGGUCGGAAGACGACGAGCGAUGGGGCCUCGGCUCGCGUGCAAGGCUGUCGCACUCGAGUCCAGACGACGAUGCUUUGUCCGCCAGUCACUCUGUGCGGAGCAUAGCCGACUCGACUUCGACCCGUCCUUCCACCUCGACCGAAGUGACCACACCGGACCUUGGGCCAGAGGCAACGAGAGGCGAUGCAGCCGGUUUGGAAACACCGCAGCUCAAGCAGAACCACGGCUUUUCUCACACACGUCAUGGCCGCGACGGCGGCGGCGACAACACCACCGGUCGGAGUGCCCAAGAGCGUGUCGUGGGUCCACAAACGCUAGCCGCUGCGGGCGUCGUCUUUGUUGGCCUCACAGCAUGGAUCUUGGCGGGCAAAGAUCUCGCUCGUUUGGGUGCGGCGCUCCCAGGCAAGCCUUAA